GCUCGCGGGCCGUAGGUGGCGCACACGCGAGGACUUGGCGGGGGUCCGGCAGUGGGCGCCGCGGCGCUGCGAGGCUCUGCAGAAUGUGCCUGUGCUGCAGGGAGGACGACGCUGUCCAAGUCAACCCCGAAGGCUCAAAAUGGCAUUAUCCUUCAGACGUCACUGAAAGGCAGUCCACAGAUAAACGUAUUGAGCGUAUGCAAAACCUAAGGAAACAGAAGAGGAAAUUUAGUAAACGUUUUUCAAGGCCUGCCCCUAUUCCAGAACCAGGACUCCUAAUAAAUGUAGAGACUCCACUAAAACGAACAGAUCCUUAA
This is a messenger RNA of Orcinus orca (killer whale), 317 nucleotides long. RefSeq names its product coiled-coil domain containing 179 (gene CCDC179). NCBI's taxonomy places the organism in Eukaryota, Metazoa, Chordata, Mammalia, Artiodactyla, Delphinidae. The transcript is spliced from 3 exons. The record is from RefSeq and is a predicted model, not a curated record. The coding region runs from base 84 to 317 and encodes 77 amino acids.